UUGGAUGAGGUGGAAGGAGGGGACAGUCUGAGCAGGGAAAGGGAGAGAAGAGCAGCAAGGGCAGUGUGGGGUAGCAGGGCUGGCCUGGGGGGAGCUGGAGAUAGCAGUGGGGUAGGAGGUCCUGGCACCCUGGACUUUCCUGGAGGAAGAGGUUCUAGGUCCAAGGCAGGUGUGGGCCCUGAGUCCUGGGGCUCUCAGGGAGGUAGAGAUACUGAUCACGGGGAAGCCAGGGGCUACAGGGGGCCGGGGGAGUAUGGAGGACAGACAUCUGGAGGAAAGGACUUCCAGGAAUCACCAAUAUCCAGAAAAUUUCUCCAGGGCAGUGGAAGUUCUGGGGCCAAAGCUGAGGGCUCGCUGCAGGAGGCGGAUGCCAAGGGCCGGGGGGGAUCUGUUGUUGUGGGAAGAGGCUCCAAAACAGGCCCUGGAGGCCCAGGAGGUCCCAGGGACUGGGAAGGCAGCUUACAGGAGCUCAGGGGAAGGGAUGGCCAGGAGACAGCUGGGGCCUUGGGCAGGGCAAGGGAUGGUUCCAGCAGCCACCAGUCUUCCCAGGACUGGACAGAGAGUCAGAGGGGAGCAGGGGGGCCCAGCAGAACACAGUCUGAGAGCACAGGUCCUUGGGGUGACACAUGGUCCAGCCUCAGAAAAACAGGGGCCCACCAUGGGCCUGAAGUGCUGGGGUCCAGUGGAGGGAAAGGGGGUGUGGUUGGUGCCCAGGUGGCUGGGCCGACAGAAUCUGGUCAGGGAGUGGAUGCCAGAAGCCACAGGCUAAUUGGGUCUCCAGGGCUGGAUGCUCAGGGCUCUGGGAGGACACGAGGAGACACAGAAGGAUUAAGAGGUCCUGGGGCAACAGAGUCUGAACCAGAUUUCUGGAAUGGGUUGGGGAACUCUGGAGAAAAAGGACCCAGAAGAGACAUGGGCCAUAAGGAUGGCUUAGGAGGUCUGGGGAGGAUGAAGCCUAGGUAUGGAGAUGGCUUAAAUUAUUCCCGGGAAAAAGGUCCUGAAAAAGGGGCUGGUUAUAGCGAUGGCUCAGGGGUGCCAGGAGAAACGGGCUCUGGUCACUGUGCUGGUAGAGUCACCUCUAGGGCACCUGUGGAAACAGAGUCUGAGAAAGGGGGUACUUACAGGCAUGGCUCAGGGGUGCCUGGGGGAAUGCAGUCUGGAAACAAAGAUGGUUGUGAGCCCGCAGGAAGGGGGCCUGGAGCGACCAGUCUCCAGAAUGGCUCAGGUGGCCCUGAUGGAUGGCCCGUGGGUGAAGCUGGGAAUUGGGAAUUAUCCAGAGGCCAGGGGGAAAUGGGCCCUGGGAGAGGACAUCCUUCUGAUGAUGACCUAGGAGGUCCUGGGACAGUGGGGUUUGUGGGUAGAGGUGGCCUCAAGUCGUCUAGAACAGUGGAAACUGCUGGGGAGGAACGCGUGGAAGCAGGAGCAGGGGGCUCUGGAAGAAUCAAGCCUCGGGGUCAGACUGGAGAUGACGGGGGCUUCCGCGCUUCAGGGGCGCUGGGGGCCUUUGGAGAAAGAGGCUGUGAAGAUGGAUCUGGGCAUCCAGGAACCAUGGAGCCUGGGUCUCUGAGGGCAGAAGGCAUAGCGGGGGAUGGGGACGGGACCAGGUACCUUGGUGCCAGGGCAUCCGCAGCUGGAACUGGGCAUUGGGACAAUGCCAGGCACCCUGAGGCACUAGCUCCUCAUGCUGGGGCUGGUUCUGGGAGCCAGUGGGCUUAUGGGUCUGGCAAUGUGCUGGGUCAUGAGGAUGGGUCACAAAUGCCAGGGCCUCAGGGAACUGGGGGCAGAACAGCUUAUGGAGGAGGGUCGAGGGAUCUUGGGCCUGGGGGAGUGGAGCCAGGGAGUCAGGCUGGCUGUAGAGAUGGGUCAGGGGGCCUCAGAGGGAUGGGGUCAGCGGACGGGGCAGAUUAUAGGAGUGGCAUCGGGGGUUCUGGGGAAAUGGGGUCAGCAGACAGGGCAGGUUACAGGAGUGGCAUCGGGGGUUCUGGGGAAAUGGGGUCAGCGGAUGGGGCAGGUUACAGGAGUGGCAUCGGGGGUUCUGGGGAAAUGGGAGGUGGCCUCAAGUCGUCUAGAACAGUGGAAACUGUGGGGGAGGAACGCGUGGAAGCAGGAACAGGGGGCUCUGGAAGAAUCAAGCCUCGGGGUCAGACUGGAGAUGACGGGGGCUUCCGCGCUUCAGGGGCGCUGGGGGCCUUUGGAGAAAGAGGCUGUGAAGAUGGGUCUGGGCAUCCAGGAACCAUGGAGUCUGGGUCUCUGAGGGCAGAAAGCAUAGCGGGGGAUGGGGACGGGACCAGGUACCUUGGUGCCAGGGCAUCCGCAGCUGGAACUGGGCAUUGGGACAAUGCCAGGCACCCUGAGGCACUAGCUCCUCAUGCUGGGGCUGGUUCUGGGAGCCAGUGGGCUUAUGGGUCUGGCAAUGUGCUGGGUCAUGAGGAUGGGUCACAAAUGCCAGGGCCUCAGGGAACUGGGGGCAGAACAGCUUAUGGAGGAGGGUCGAGGGAUCUUGGGCCUGGGGGAGUGGAGCCAGGGAGUCAGGCUGGCUGUAGAGAUGGGUCAGGGGGCCUCAGAGGGAUGGGGUCAGCGGACGGGGCAGGUUAUAGGAGUGGCAUCAGGGGUUCUGUAGAAAUGGGUUCUGCAGAUGGGGCAGGCUAUAGGAGUGGCAUCGGGGGUUCUGGGGAAAUGGGGUCAGCAGACAGGGCAGGUUACAGGAGUGGCAUCGGGGGUUCUGGGGAAAUGGGGUCUGCAGAUGGGGCAGGUUAUAGGAGUGGCAUCGUGGGUUCUGGGGAAAUGGGGUCAGUGGAUGGAGCAGGUUAUAGGAAUGGUUUGGGGGCUCCUGAAGGGGUGAGUUCAGGGAGCAAGCCAGAUAUUAGUGAUGGUUUAGGGGGUUCUAGAAAAAUCAGGUCAGGGGGUGAGGCUGGUUAUAGGAAUGUUUUAGGGAGUUCUGGGAGGGUUCCGUUAGGAAGUGAGGCAGGUUAUAGGGAUGGUUUGGAGGAUUCUGGGGGCACGUUGCCAUUGAAUAAGGCAGGUUAUAAGGAUGGCUUGGGGGGGCCUGCGGGAAUGGAGUCAGGGAGUGGGGUCAAUUAUAGUGGAGGCUCGGGAGGGACUGGUGCAAUGAGGUCAGAGGAUGAGAUGGGCUACGGAGAUGGUUCAGGGAAGUUUGGAGCUCCAGGCUCACUGGCUGGAGCAGGACAUGAGGCUGGACCCAGAGGCCAUGCAGCCAUGGGGCACAGGCCAGGAUACUGGGUAGCAUCAGAGGGUAGCAGAAGCUCUGAGGAUGAUCCAGAGAGGGGCAGAGGGAAGGGGCUUGUGGAUGCAGCAGGUCCUGAGGUGGGCUCUGGGAUGGCCAGAAUGCUUGGCACUGCAGACGGCAUAGCACACAGGGACAGCCCCAGGGGCCCAGGGAUGUUGGGGACUCAGGGAGGGCCACAGACUCUCUCAGAUGGGCAGGAUUCCACAACUGGUCUUGGGGGCUAUGAAACCUUGGGGAUCCCUGAGGCCUUGGGGGCUGGUUGCAAGGGAAUAUCAAGCAUCAGAGAGCGGCAAGAUGGUUCUGGAAUCCCAGGGUCCUCUAGUGACAGAGGGGCU
This is a messenger RNA of Galeopterus variegatus (Sunda flying lemur), 3582 nucleotides long. RefSeq names its product immunoglobulin-like and fibronectin type III domain-containing protein 1. The record is from RefSeq and is a predicted model, not a curated record. NCBI's taxonomy places the organism in Eukaryota, Metazoa, Chordata, Mammalia, Dermoptera, Cynocephalidae.